Molecule: messenger RNA, 1443 nt
Organism: Sinocyclocheilus grahami
Lineage: Eukaryota; Metazoa; Chordata; Actinopteri; Cypriniformes; Cyprinidae
Product: dual specificity testis-specific protein kinase 2-like
Exons: 5
Coding region: 1-483 (160 amino acids)
Biological process (GO): protein phosphorylation; actin cytoskeleton organization
Cellular component (GO): nucleus; cytoplasm
Molecular function (GO): protein serine/threonine kinase activity; ATP binding
Source: RefSeq, a predicted model, not a curated record
AUGGAGGAGAGGAAUUGUAGGCGGUCCGGACCCUUUGGCGAGAAUUGUCUAAUAAGGGUAACAGCGAGAGGCAGAGAAGCUCUGGUUACUGAUUUUGGUUUGGCUCGAGAGGUGGUUGAACUUCCUGCAAAGGACAGAAAGCUUUCACUUGUGGGCUCUGCUUUCUGGAUGGCCCCUGAGAUGCUGCGCGGGGAGCCCUACGACCGCAAGGUGGAUGUGUUCUCUUUUGGAAUUGUUUUGUGUGAAAUUCUGGCUAGGAUCCCAGCAGACCCAGAAAUCCUUCCAAGAACACAGGACUACGGCCUGGACGUUUCAGCAUUUGGGAAAAUGGUCAGUGAGUGUCCUCAGCGGCUUUUAGAGUUGGCAGCCAGCUGCUGUCUGAUAGAGGCUUUCCGAAGACCCUCUUUCUCAGAGCUUCAAGACGAGUUGGGUGAAAUCGCUGAGACUUUGGAGGCUCCUCACAAUGAUCUCACCACAGGCUGAUCUGCGGCACAUCCUCUGGUAUCCCAUCAGCCCUGCAAAUGGACACAAGCAGCUGGAGUUCUGUACAUAGAUUUAAGCACAAUGACAAAUGCAGCAGAACUGCAGAUUUCUCUCUGGGCUGUUUGCUUUGAAAGAGCAAAUCAAGGAAAAGGUCGCUAUUUAUUAUGAAGUAACUAGAUGGCCUACAGUUCAACUCCGCACAGCUGUACAUACUAUAUAUUGCACAGUAUAUAUUAAUAGUAUACCAAGAGAAAUAUUGUAUCAGGUUCCAGCUAAAGUGUUUUCAUUAUUUCAAAGCUACAGAUUUUCAAACCUAUUGUUAUUCUUGUUUUGUAUAUCAAUCAUUUUAUAUUGGAAAAACAACCCUAAAAUAGGUUUUGAGGCUUCAGAUAACCAUUGAGAAAAGGACUAACUUGGGGGUCACAAGUUUUAAAUAACCAAAUAAUAUUUUCAUAGGCUUCAGUAUAUCGAUACUUGAUUACAUUUGUACAAGAGAAAUUUAUUUAUUUUGGUACCAACUGCCCAAAUAGGAAAAAAGUGCAAAAAAGACUUUUUUGAAAAGCCACAUAUUUGAAAAAUUAGUGUACUUUUCGUUAUUUGAAAAGCAAUUUAUACAGGAGCAAGCACUCAACUCAUCACUUGUGGUUUUGCCUCCACUGAGCUGAGCUGAGCUGCUGAUCUUUGGAAAUUCUCCAUAAGACCACCGCAGGAUGAAGCCCGUUUCCUGCCUGCAAUGUAACGAUGUUGCUUCUGCAGUGUUCUCAUUGUGGAUUGUGCUUUGAUUGUGGAGUGUUUGUGAAAGCAGUUUUUCUUUUCAGCAUUCAAAAGCUUAAAUGUUUCAUGUUUUAACACUUUUUGUCCAUUUUGGUGUACUUGUUUUCCAUGUGUUGUGCAUUUCAGUACUCACCAUGUAUCAGAAGAGCAAGAUGGCACCAGUCCGACUCCAAUAAACAGUGACAC